UGUAUGUCUUUCAGGUACUGUCACAUUGUCAGCAGGAUAGUUUAAGGGUCAGUGAUAGGUUCCCCUCUUCCUCUGUAUAAGCUGCUAAGGAAAUAGUCUUUGUGUGGUGUCAUUUCAGUGUAUUAGAAGUAAAACAUGGAAAUGCGAGAGCAAACCGAAGAUCCUGAACCGAACAACAUCGAAAGUACUGAACCAGACCACAAGAAGUCAACAGAAAAGCCACAGCGCAUCACUGCCUGUCUGGUGAAUGCAGCGUUCUUUGGUGCCCUUGGGUCAUCUUAUCUCUAUGGCUACAACCUGUCUGUCGUCAACGCUCCUGCACUGUAUAUAAAGACAUUUUACAACCAGACAUGGAUGGAGCGCUACGGAGAACCCAUAGGAGCAGACAUGGUCACCAUGCUAUGGUCCAUCACAGUCUCCAUAUUUGCCAUAGGUGGCCUACUUGGAGCACUCUGUGUCACGUUGCUCACGAAACUCAUUGGAAGGAAGGGCACCUUGCUCUUGAAUAACGGCUUUGCAGUGAUAGCUGCUCUUUUGUUAGCCCUGGGGGAGAAGGCUCGAUCUUUCGAGAUGCUCAUCAUCGGUCGUUUCGUCAUGGGGGUGGACUCUGGUAUUGCUCUCAGUGCCCUGCCCAUGUAUCUGGGCGAGAUAUCCCCCAGACACAUGAGAGGCUCCAUUGGCCAAUUCAACUCCAUCCUCAUCUGUCUGGGGGUGUUCACUGGACAAGUCCUGGGACUUCCUGAACUUCUGGGCCAGGAGUCCAGAUGGAACUUCCUCUUUGCCUUCCUGGCCUUGCCUGCCUUGCUGCAGCUCUGUGUGCUGCCCUUCUUACCCGAAAGCCCACGCUUCCUUCUGAUGGAGAGGAGGGAUGAGGCCGGUGCAGAGAAAGCCUUCAGGGCCUUCCUAGGCAAGAAGGACGUGUCCAAAGAGUUGGAGGAGGUGCACGCUGAGGGUCGGGCCCAGAACACCCUGCACAUGGCGUCCGUCACUGAGCUCCUGCUUAACCCCGCCUUGCGCUGGCAGGUCAUCACCGUCAUAGUCACCAUGGCCUGCUACCAGCUGUGUGGCCUGAAUGCCAUCUGGUACUACACCAAUGGGAUCUUGAGGGACUCGGGCUUUGCAGAGAAUGUGAUCCCAUACAUCGUCCUCAGCACAGGCGGAAUAGAAACGCUGGCUGCCGUUGUCUCAGACCAAUAUACAUGGAUGCCCUAUCUCAGUUUCACCUGUAUUUUGGCUGUAAUUGCCUCCUUCUGCUCCGGUCCAGGUGGCAUCCCCUUUGUACUGACCGGAGAGCUGUUUGAGCAGUCGUACCGACCCGCAGCCUUCAUGAUCGCAGGGAUCGUCAACUGGGUCGCCAACUUCGCAGUCGGACUUUUGUUCCCGUUCAUGCAAGAGUCCCUACAGACCUAUGCCUUCCUGGUGUUCCUGGUGGUGUGUGUGCUGGGUGCUGUGUACCUCUACUUUAUUCUGCCCGAGACCAAAAACAAGACCUUUAUGGACAUCAGCCAGAGCUUUGCCAAAAUCAACAAGGUUCCGUUGGUUAACAAGGAAAUUGAGAACGAACUUACCAUCAAGGCUGGGUCAAAGGAAGUAGAAGAAAAUGGAAAAGUCAUCAUCGACGGUGAGAUAGAGAGUUCGUUUUGAAUCAAAGAAAAGCCACCAGGUGUCAGUUUACUGUUGUACAUACUGUAUUUUGAUUCACUGAAGUGAAAUGUAAAUUUUAAGAUAAAGUUUUUCUGCUAGGUGAGUGUACGUUUUUUUUGUAUGCAAUCAUUUUCAAUACAAUUUGAAAAGCACACUUACCGAGAAAAAAACAACAACAGGCAAUUGGCAAACAGUUAUUGCAAAUCUUUGGCUAAUUUGCUGCAAAUUUGCAAAUGAGUUUUGAGGCAAACUUUUGCAGUAAAUUUACAGCGACUUGUGAACUUCUGUCUAACAAUUCUGGGAAACUUGUGGCAAACAUUCUACUGUUUGCUGCGGAUGUGCUGCAAACUCAUUAUGAAUAUGCAAAUUAGAUCAGGUUUUUGGUUACUUUGUGUAUUAACUUUGAAUUGUUGUAUCUACAUAAACCAAAUCACACAUAACGUUAAAUGAACUAAACAUACUAAAUGUGCAAAAUACACUAAACCACAUGUAUUCAAUGUCUUAACAGAUAAAAAAUUAAUCCAAUACAAUUUGAAAUCCUCAGCAUGCUAAUGAAAAUAGCAAAAAUGGAAUAUUUCCCAAAUAAAUUGUUUGCUUAAUCUCUCAUUUACAUGAGAGAGAUGUGGCUACCGCUUUACAUUCUAGCUCGGUAAUAAGAUCUAUUUACUCUGCAAUUAGCUAGUAAUUACCAUUAGUUAACAUAAAUAGUUGCCAUGUUGUUUCCCCCAAUCCUUUCCUGAUAUCCCAACCAGCCCAUGGUUGUUACCUGGAAACAGAGAAGAUCAUUUCUAUGUAAUAACACUGAAUCUGUGCUGGAAAAUGCAUCAUUACCUGUUUCUCUUCAGUUAAACCAUUACAUCCCUUCCCUAUAACGAACAUAACAGUGACAUAUGUCGUUGUAAAGUGACACUAAAUUCCUGACAUGACAAGCAAAGCCCAGUUCACAUUCAGAUUCAUUAUUGACAACAAAGAUAUGCACAAGAUAUGACGGAUAUCACAAUUCAGUGACAUGGUAUAUUCGUAAAGAAUCAAUGGGUAUAUAUUAAUUAUUUAUAAGCCAAACCCUGGAUGUAGCAACUGCAGAUUGCCCCUUUGAUCAAGCUACUUUCUCCUUUCUAUAUGUAGGCUAUUUACAUUAAACCAUAACCUAUAAAAAUGUGAGGAUGUCGUUGGGACCACCUCAGAUUAUUUCAGGAUAAAAUACGGUAAAUUAGGCUACUAGCUAUGUUAGCUAACCCUUUUCUUUCAUUUGUAGCUGUAGGUCUCAAGAAAUGGCAAUUACAGAUGUAAAAAAACAAAAAAAGCUAAAAUACAUAUCUGUCGCUCUGUGAUGACAUCAGAUGUGUGCGUGCGCUCUCCACUCUCUCUCCACCAGUGGAGGCUUGUCACGGUCGUCCUCCUCUUCAUCUGAAGAGGAGAGGCGAGAAGGAUCGGAGGACCAAAAUGCGGCGUGAUAUGUGUUCAUCAUGAAUUUUAAUAAAGAAAACACUGAACACUGAAACACUAUACGAAAACAGUAAACAAAAUAACAACCGUGAAGCUAAUGCGAACUGUGCUGAAACAAGCAAUCAACAUAGACAAUCACCCACAAACAAACAGUGCAACCCAGGCUACCUAAGUAUGAUUCUCAAUCAGAGACAACUAAUGACACCUGCCUCUGAUUGAGAACCAUACUAGGCCGAAACAUAGAAAUCCCCAAAUCAUAGAAAAUCAAACAUAGACUGCCCACCCAACUCACGCCCUGACCAUACUAAAUAAAUACAAAACAAAGGAAAUAAAGGUCAGAACGUGACAGGCUGCUUAGGAGAGGACGGCUCAUUGUAAUGGCCGGAACGGCAUCAAUGGAAUGGCAUCAAACACAUGGAAACAAUGUGUUUGAUGUAUUUGAUACCAUUCCACUUAUUCUGCUCCAGCCGUUACCACAACCACGGCUUCCCAAUUAAGGUGCCACCAACCUCCUGUGCUCUCCAGUGCAGUCUACUUUCUGAGAAGAGGUUGCUAAGUUAGCUAUUUACGAGUGAUCCAUUGUAUAGUGUAGCACAUUAAUAUUUAGCAUUUAUGUACAUUUCUUAAAUAUUUUCCUUAUGUUGUUGUGUUAUUAGCGAACUAGAGGUUAUUAGAUAGUAUUGUAUGAAAAUAGUUUUAUACCUACUGUCAGACACAGGUUGACUAGCUAUUUAGAUACCUAUCUAGGCUAGAUCUAUGGGCUAGCUAUAAAUAUUUGCUUAACAAGUGACAUAAUAAGUUGUAUGGACUCACUCUGUGUGCAAUAAUAGUGUUUAAAAAACAUGAGCUGGCGCACACCCAGAAUCUUUGUUUUGUUUGGAGGUGUGUACUAAUGGCAAAUAAACUAUAAAAAUAGAG
Molecule: messenger RNA, 4008 nt
Organism: Oncorhynchus kisutch (coho salmon)
Lineage: Eukaryota; Metazoa; Chordata; Actinopteri; Salmoniformes; Salmonidae
Gene: slc2a9l2
Product: solute carrier family 2 member 9, like 2
Exons: 12
Coding region: 136-1644 (502 amino acids)
Biological process (GO): dehydroascorbic acid transport
Cellular component (GO): plasma membrane
Molecular function (GO): D-glucose transmembrane transporter activity
Source: RefSeq, a predicted model, not a curated record